Messenger RNA from Rattus rattus (black rat), 844 nucleotides. RefSeq names its product inner mitochondrial membrane peptidase subunit 2 (gene Immp2l). Lineage: Eukaryota; Metazoa; Chordata; Mammalia; Rodentia; Muridae. Bases 297 to 824 code for a protein of 175 amino acids. Gene Ontology annotation, molecular function: serine-type endopeptidase activity. The record is from RefSeq and is a predicted model, not a curated record. The transcript has 6 exons. Gene Ontology annotation, cellular component: mitochondrial inner membrane peptidase complex; membrane. Gene Ontology annotation, biological process: mitochondrial respiratory chain complex assembly.
UCCGGCGAGGCCGCGCGGCUGUCCUCUCAGUUCGUCCUCCUGUUAGGGAACCCGAACCCCGAUCGGGCGAGUAGCCGACCUCUUCUCCCCGCCUAGGGAUACCCACAGAGCGGCCGGGAGGGAACGCUGCUCCUGGAGUGGUGGGCAGCUGUUGGGAGUUGCUCAGGCUGGAGCCACGGGAUUUUAAAGGACCUGUCUCUGUCAUUUUUACUUUUAGGAUUUUGGCCAAAUUGGGCGAGGGUACAAUAUUACCACUUACCCCUUCUCACCGAGGAAGAGCGGGAGAAAGGGUAAGUAUGGCACAGUCACAAGGCUGGGCGCGAAGAUGCUUCAAGGCCUUUUGCAAAGGCUUCUUUGUGGCGGUGCCUGUGGCAGUCACUUUCUUGGAUCGGGUGGUCUGUGUGGCUCGAGUGGAGGGGUCGUCGAUGCAGCCUUCUUUGAAUCCUGGGGGAAGCCAGUCCUCAGAUGUGGUACUUCUGAACCACUGGAAAGUGAGGAAUUUUGAAGUACAGCGUGGUGACAUUGUGUCACUGGUGUCUCCUAAAAACCCAGAGCAGAAAAUCAUUAAGAGAGUGAUUGCUCUUGAAGGAGAUAUUAUAAGACCCAUUGGAUACAAAAACCAGUUGGUCAAAGUCCCCCGUGGUCACAUGUGGGUUGAAGGAGAUCAUCAUGGACACAGUUUUGAUAGUAAUUCUUUUGGACCGGUUUCUCUGGGACUCCUGCAUGCGCAUGCUACACAUAUCUUGUGGCCUCCAGAGCGCUGGCAGAAACUGGAAUCUGUUCUUCCUCCAAAGCGCUCCCCAAUCCAUACUAGUGAGGAGUAACUGCAUGAGAGCCCACCAUA